UCUACUUGUCUGUAAUCUAAACGCAAACCCUAGCCAUGUACAUGUAUACGUCUCAAUCUUCUUCUCUUCUUCGUUCUCGCUUCGCUUCCUCUUCCUCUUCUCUCUCUAGAGUUCAGUUACCGCUUUCUGUUUUCAGAGCCACUGCUCCGUCCUCGUUUUGCGCUCCGUCUUCUGUUUCCUUGUCUCUUUGUGAUCAGAAGUUCCGGAGUUUGAGGUUCUAUACUGUGUUGAGAUCUCUAUGUGUUUGAUGCUGCAAUGGUGAGUCAAAUAACUUAGUUUCUGGAUUAUCACCUUCUCAUGGAAGAGAGAAGGGGGCGAGGGUCUGAAUGGUGGUUGCGUGAUUUUAGUCAAAUUAUUAGGAUAAAUGUGGACAAUUGUUCUUCCUUUCUCGAUGAUCUGUUAUUAAAAAUGCAGAGAUACAAAGCAGAUGGGCAAGACACCAUUGUCCUAGCUGGAGCAGAAUAUGGAAGUGGCAGUUCUCGAGAUUGGGCUGCCAAGGGUCCAAUGCUAAUAGGAGUUAGAGCAGUGAUUGCCACGAGCUUCGAGACAAUUCACCGUAGUAAUCAGGUUGGAAUGGGGAUUAUUCCUCUUUCUUCUAAUUUGCAUUACAAUUUCUCUUCUUUCAUCGUGAAGGAUCAUAGUAUGAGGAUCAUUACUUCAUUUGCAAAUUAGUAGAUCGCUUGCACCUUUUAGUGCAAAGUUGGACUAUAGAAAAGAGGGAUAUGUAAAGAAGUAGGAGCAGGAGCAGGAGCAGAGAAGACAAGAUUAGUCCAUGAAGAAGUAUGUCACUUCCAAUGUUCAAACUAAAGCUUUCC
Messenger RNA from Tripterygium wilfordii, 815 nucleotides. Its product is annotated as aconitate hydratase A-like. The transcript is spliced from 2 exons. Gene Ontology annotation, cellular component: cytosol; mitochondrion. The record is from RefSeq and is a predicted model, not a curated record. Gene Ontology annotation, molecular function: 4 iron, 4 sulfur cluster binding; aconitate hydratase activity. NCBI's taxonomy places the organism in Eukaryota, Viridiplantae, Streptophyta, Magnoliopsida, Celastrales, Celastraceae. The coding region runs from base 298 to 672 and encodes 124 amino acids. Gene Ontology annotation, biological process: citrate metabolic process; tricarboxylic acid cycle.